Molecule: messenger RNA, 573 nt
Organism: Punica granatum (pomegranate)
Lineage: Eukaryota; Viridiplantae; Streptophyta; Magnoliopsida; Myrtales; Lythraceae
Source: RefSeq, a predicted model, not a curated record
AUGACGGCAGGAAUUCUUGAAGUUCUUCUCGUUGAUGCUAAGGGCAUUCAACACACAAAUCUCCUCAGGAGGCCGGCCUAUUAUGUUGUUGCUGAAUGUGGAGGACAAGCAUACAAAAGUAAAGUGUCAAAAGGGAAGGAUAGUAGAGCCUGGUGGAAUGAGAAAUUCAGAUUUGAAUUUCCAAUGUCUCAUUGGAGAAAAUCAACCUACCUGAAGAUGAGAAUUAUGGACUUGGAAUUCUUCAGGCGGGGUGGAUUCGUUGGAGAUACCAUAAUCUACCUUGGUGGGGUGAUAACAGAGGGACUUGACACUGGAUCAAUAGAGGUGGGACCAUCUCCCUACAACGUAGUCCUCGAAGACGACUCCUAUAAAGGGCAGAUAGUCAUCGGGUUCAAAUUUACCAUCCAAGAGGAAGUGCAUGUGCAAGAAAGAAAGCAAGAUGUGGCAGAGUAUGGGUCAGAAAGUAGUUCAUUUUGGACAUCAAUGGUGAAGCUUUGGAAGUGGAAGAUUUCAUGGUGGAAGCUCCUUCCUCAAUUAGGUCACAAGAGCAGCUCUAAAGACAAGAACAAUUAA